UUGAAGUCUUCGAGGCGAGCGAGACUGGAUGAUGGCGAUCACGCAAUUCGUAUACAGUCAUCUUUGUACGCGCAGAUGUCCAGCUCCAGCAGGUCCUCUCUUUGCAGAACAUGCAACAGCGAGAACAUCGCCCAGAGACGUGAACUGUCCUUCAAUGCCCACGUGGCUAUAAGGCGACAAGGCCACACGACGAGACGUCUGUAAGAGAACACCCUCGGUUUCUGGUCGUGCACAGCUGGAAGCACAAAUCGCUCAGCUCUGAUCAUUGCUGAGAAAUCACAGAAGCCGGGAGCCGGUCAAGGUCCUUGGCGAAAAGUUGGAAUCUCCGGCGAUGCAUGAAACUCGUCCUUCGUCGCUGAAGACUUCGGGGCUUGAGAGAGCCGGUACGUUUGAUGGCAAUUCGAGUGGCAAUGAAGACCUGUCAUUUUUCCAUGCACAGAUUAUCAUUCUACGACAUUUUCGUGUUACUAAAUCAUAUGCAUCAUUGGCGGAAUAUAGUAAUAAGGGAUGUCCGAUAAGGAAAUUUGCAGUUCUUGACAUUAUGCGUGGUCAUCAUGGACAGGUAUUGUACCUUCACCGUAUCGUCCUCGUACCGCCGUCUGCCUUGCAGGUACUGUACUAUGCUGUGUGCGUUCCGUUGCAACACACCGCGGCCUCGAGGUUGCAACUCCGCGAAAAUCUCGCAGAAUGUGCCGUCAGCAGCCACCGCUUCAUUCCUUGUCAGCAUCACAGUGCGGCAGGUCCACCUUGGAGAUUUCGGCGGUGCAUGGACUGCCAAUGCCCCCUGACCGGAGAAUUAAACAGACCGGGAGAUUUUACAGACGCAUUAGUGUGCGGAAAUUUUUCUCCAUGCAGCGUCGCACGGUGAGACAUGUACGAGAAAGGGAUACACACGACGAACAAUGUAAUGCCUGGCAUCGAAACGUCUCGGCAUCAAACGGUAAUCAUAAAGCAGACUCGCAGGGACAGGAGGUGCUGUGUGUGAACAUCGGCCCAGCAUGAUACGGACAAGAUCAUCCAUCUUGCCGAGCGCACGAUUCGUCAGCCCUAUGAACAGAGUUCUGCACAAAUU
Dissoconium aciculare CBS 342.82 is the source of this 1072-nucleotide messenger RNA. RefSeq lists its product as uncharacterized. NCBI's taxonomy places the organism in Eukaryota, Fungi, Ascomycota, Dothideomycetes, Mycosphaerellales, Dissoconiaceae. The transcript has a single exon. Bases 332 to 868 code for a protein of 178 amino acids. The record is from RefSeq and is a predicted model, not a curated record.